Molecule: messenger RNA, 5410 nt
Organism: Bacillus rossius redtenbacheri
Lineage: Eukaryota; Metazoa; Arthropoda; Insecta; Phasmatodea; Bacillidae
Product: sugar transporter SWEET1-like
Exons: 7
Coding region: 317-973 (218 amino acids)
Biological process (GO): carbohydrate transport
Cellular component (GO): membrane
Molecular function (GO): sugar transmembrane transporter activity
Source: RefSeq, a predicted model, not a curated record
AUACGGUAAUCUAAUGUUUUCAAAAUAUUUUGAUUUGUUUACAUAAGCAGAUGACAAUAUGGGUUUGUGGUUUGUUAAUUCAAGUGGUUGUUUCUGACCAAUAACGAUACAAUUAACGAAACAGGGAUAUAAAUUUACAUAGCUUACCUAGUUUUAAAAUUACAACGUUUUCGUUUUAUUGAUUCAGAAUAAAAAUCUUUUGACAUCACAUGUGUUGUCAAAGAACCUUUUUGGGUUAUUAACACAAAUUACACUUUAAAUAGGUAAGACAUUUAGACAUGUCACUUCGGUAAAAAGUACGAUAUAUGUAGACAGUAUGGUUUUAGAAUAUGCCAAAGAUUUCCUGGCGUUCACAGCGUCAGUGUCCACCAUCCUUCAGUUCCUGACUGGCGUACUGAUAUGCCAGAAGUUUGUCCAGAAAGGUUCUACAGGCGAUGCCUCUGGUUUUCCGUUUGUCUCUGCAUUUUUAUCGUGUAGCCUGUGGUUGCGGUAUGGCUUCCUCAUCCAUGACAACUCCAUCAUAUUAGUAAACACCUUUGGGGCGUCCCUGCAACUGGGCUACAUAAUCACCUACUACUUGUACACAGUGAAGAAGUCGGUGGUGACACGGCAGACCAUCGCUGCGUGUACCUUCCUAGUAAUGGUCCUGAUGUACACCCAAUACGAGGCAGACGAGACAGCAGCUAAACAAAUGCUUGGGCUUCUGUGUUGCUUCACCACUAUUGUGUUCUUUGCUGCCCCGCUCACUGUGCUGGCACAUGUUAUCAGAGUGAAGAAUGCAGAGUCUCUUCCGUAUUCGCUGAUCCUUGCCAAUUUUCUCGUGUCCCUGCAGUGGUUUCUGUAUGGGGUCAUUAUCAAUGACACUUAUAUUCAGGUGACCAACGCACUCGGAACUUUCCUGUCUGCAUCUCAGCUCUCUCUGUUCGUCAUAUACCGCAGUGACUCGUCUGUCGGUCCAGUGCAGAUACGAUGAUACCUCUCUCCUCAAAGCUGAAGUCGACAAUACCGCGUUAGCACAAACUGCAGUUCCGGGAAAAACAUCGGCUUGCAAAGAAUAUUCAGGAAUUGCAAUGGUUUGUCUGCGUGAAUGUGAUACUAUGUUGUUUGAAAGAAUUUUUGUGAUAGUUUUCUAGUUAUCACCUCUCUAGGUUAGAACUAAAGAGAAAAAGUUCAGAAUGUAUUUUAACUUUUCACCUACAUUUUUAUACUGUUGAUGAUAAGAACUGGUAAGUGCAAACUAAAAUAGUGAUUUAGGGCAGCGCUGUAGGGAAAAAAAAGUUAUGCCUAAGUCUUAAAGUUUUUUUUAAUUUACUUCUGAUAAAAUUGUGUCUUUGAUUUCAUUAACUGUUUGUACAUUGUUUAAGUCGGGCUUGCACUAUAGGCCAAGGAAAAUCUAAAAAACAAUUUGCAAGUUAAUGAAUUAGUAAUUCUUUUGUUUUCUUGGAGUUACGACUGUUCAAGCAGCCCUAUGUGUUGGCAGUCAUGUAAAAAAUUGCACUUAAAAAUGGCAGAGAAAAUGUGUAACUUAAAUUUUUUUUCUUUACCAAUAUACGCUCUGUUGAGCGUACUAAUUAAUAUUGUUUAUAUUUUUUUAGCAUUUGAAUUAUUUUGUGUUUAAUUUUUCAAUAUGGCUGCAAAUUUUUCUAAUUUAUGAGUUGCAUUGAGAUGGAAAUGAUUGUAAUUUUCUUGCAUUUCCAUUAUUAUUACUAAACCAAUAUAGGAUGAUAGAAAUUUUUUUAUAUCUGCAACCAUUUAGGUCCCAUAUAUUUCAAUGAGAUUCCAUCAGCACCUUGCCAGGUAUGCAUAAUUACCUUCCUUGUAUGAAUAAGUAUAAAUUAUUCUGUAUUAAGCAUCAAUAUUUUCUAAAAAUUCUUUUAAAAACUGAUUGAUAAACAUUAAGAAUGUAUUUGUGCCCAAGUACUAUGUUUGUGCAAUUUUUUUUAUUUGUUGUUUAUAGCUAAUCAAUUUGUUUGAUAUUAAACAUAUGUAAGAUAAAUUAUUUUUAUGUGUUUUUCAAGUACAAUUGUAGUGAUGUAAUGCUAUUAUAUUGUCUAAAAACCUGAAAUCAUUCCUACUGUCACUAACCAAAGUUCAUCUAGUUGUGUGUAGUGUUAAGUUUUUUUUUUAAAUCUAUUCUUGAAUUCUCAAGUAUUUGAAAAUCCUGGUGUGUUUAUCUUCAAAUCAACAAUCAACUUUAAGAGGAAUUUUGUUCUAUUUUUUUGUCUUGUUUAUAGUCACAUGAUUAUUGUUUGAGUGGUGUGUUUAUUUUUGUUAGUUUGCGUGUUUGUAUGGUUGGCUCACAUUUGAUUUAACCUUUUUGUAAACAAUUGUUUGAAUCAAUAUUAAUUUGCCUUUUUUAGCUAAGUCAAAGUGACAGAGUGUAAGGGAAAUAUAUGUGUUCUCAUAGUAUUAUUGUAAUUACAGAGUAACACUUUAAGUUGUGCUUUUUAAAAUUGGUAUAUAUUUAUGCGUUGUAAGUUAUAUAUUGUUCUUUAUUGGAUUGUAGCAGAUAGCCUGGUAAAACGUAAUUUAUUGAAUGUAGCAUUUAUAAGGCUAACUGUCCUUGUUUUGGAGCUUCUAAUAGUGUCUUUGUCGACUGUUUAUUAGUAUAGGAAAGCUACCCAGGGUGUCUGCAGAUUGCAAAAGCCCCAAAAUAAACAUUAAAGCCUGUAUCACAUGAUGGAAGUUUUCAAAGAGGUUCUGAUAGAAGCUUUCAGCAAAACUGCUAGCCAAGCCUCCAUGGCAGCAGGUGUGGAUGUUUCUGUGGAAGAAACUAUCACACGUAAAACUGUGACUGGUGUAGGCCUAGCUUGUACGAAUAAUUUUUUUUAUGAUAGUUAAUACGUUUUCUGAGUUGUAUAAACAUGGAUGUUUCUCAUAAUUGUUGCACAAUACUGUAACGGCGUGAACAGACCACAUGUUCAUGGCGUUACGUUCACAGCGUCUUUAAUCAAUAAUCAAGAGAAUUUCAAUUCCUCCAAAAUAUUGUACAGUUUUUAAUACUAGUAGAACAUUACCACAUCAUUCUGAUUGGAUAAAAUUUCCUGCUUGUAUAAAACCUUCCACAGAAAUUGAAGUACGACAGAGUAGAGGCUUACCAUGGUGUUGGAAGUCUUGAAACUUUAAUUUCUAUUAGCAUUUUGCUAAACUGCAAUUUUUUUUUGAUGUCUAACUUCAUUUAAUUGUCACAUUUUAGAUAUAAGUGUAUAGCAGCAUACCAGCUACUGAAAUCAUGUGAAAAUAAUCUCUGAAUAAAACCUUUUUUCUAUCUUAAAAAUAGAUAAUUUCCUCUGAACAGUAGAUCUUUUUUGAAUGAUAUUUGCUCAUUUUUAAUUUUGCUUGUUAUAUUUAUAAAUAUGCUUUCUGUGGUAUAAAAAACUUUGUAAGACAAUGUUAUUAAAAUUUAUGAAAAAGUCCAGCAAUGGUUUUCAGGUAGACACCCUGUAAGCCUAUAUUUUAUGUUUUCACAUUGUAGCUUCUAAUAGUGUCUUGUUGGCUUAUUAUUUGGCAAGAAAAACAAGAGGAUAGUUUUAAUUUAAAAAAAAAUCACAUUUUGGCAUGUGAUGAACUUUUGUUGUUGAACAUUCCAUAAGUGUACAUAGUUUCACUAUAGUGUCUUUGAGAGUUGAUUUGCUAUAGUAGCAAGAACCCAUUAUUUGUUAGCGGGAAAAUAAUAAUAAUAAUAAUAAUAAUACUGAAGAGAGACACACACUAAUUAUAUUAUAAAGUUAUACAUCUUUGAAUGCAUUAGGGUGAAAUUUUAAUAUACAACGAAUUUUCUACAGCAUAAAUUUAAUAGAUCAAAGUACAAUGUGCAUUUGUCUCGUUGGGUUAAGUUCAAACACAACAUAUAGAAUGUAGUUCAUGGUUUAAUUUAUUUUCAAAAAAAUGAAAAAUAGUUAAUGUAACAAACAAAUAGGAAAACAAAUGUUCAUAUCUAUUUUUUUUAUAUUGAACAUACAGCUACAACUACUAGUGUCUUUUUUUUUUUAAAUGCUGAAACCAGCUAACACAGUUUCUGCAAUAUUAUUUUCUUCAGGUUUACUUAUAAUGCUCUCUUCAUUUUGAUGUUUACUGUAAGCUUUAUUAAAUCAUGCCAAAAAAGUAUAACUUCUAAUGUCUGUACAAAGGUACAGGAAACUUUUUUUUUAACUGGAAAUUUUGAUUAGUUUUAUAGAACAUGGAUGCUGAAUAACAGGGUGAGGGAAAAUAGACAUAAUGUUUCUGUGCCCAUUUUAUCAGCAAACUUGUACAGUGGCUUGUGUACAUGUAGGUCUGAUGGAAGAAGUUACAUAGUUGUUAACUCUGUUUCUAGUCAUUCAUGUAAUUCUGGAAGCGUAAUGGUUCGGACAUUGUAGCCACAUGCAUGAUACAUUGUAACACCAUGCAAUGUUGAUAAGAAAACGUAUUUUCAAUAAGAUGCACAACGUGGUAAAAUGUGCAAAUGCAAAGCUAUGCGAGUUCCAACAGUUAAAAAGAUUAUGUCAAAGUUUAUCUCCUAAAAGCAGAAAGUACAUUGGCUAUAAUGGAAUUGCAUAAGUAAAGCAACAUUAAAGUUUUGUAAAUAGGUGGCAUUACUAACACUGCUAUUUAUUUCUCUGAUUUAAGAUAGCAAUGUAAUUACUGUUUUGAUACUUGUAUGUAUUAUUGUAAAAUGUAUGCUUCUGUUGUGGACAAACUGCAAAUUCCUUGUGAUUUAUGACUUACAUUCUGUAUUGCAUCUUUUUCAUUAUGUUUACUAUAACACAUAUAAUUUUUCAAAGUUUAAACAUACAUGUAUGUAUUAAAAAUAAUGUAGGCAGCAGUUUCAAAGUGUAUACAACAGCCAAAUUACUUAUACAAAUUUACUAUGUGCUUGGUUUACAGUGAGCUACAAGCAAACAGGUCGUAACACAAGCCAUCUUGAAUCUUUUAAAUAUUUUAUUUAAAGAUAUAUUAUUUCAUUUUAUUAAUAUUGUUAAACUGUGGAACCUAACUCAAGAAACUUUUUUAAAAUAAUGUUUUUGGGUUAGUGAUGUGUGAUAUAUUCAGUUUUUUACCCAGUGUUUUAAUACUGGAGACUGUUAAAUAAUGCCAGACUACAACAUUGUUCUCAUAACUAUUUGUUUCCUCACUAGCCAAUUAUUUUUAUGGAUAGUCUCAUAUAUCCUUUUUAUAGGUAAAUAAUAUUUUAUGUAUUCAAGAUGAUUGGGAUCAUUCCUCCUUAACAAAUAAAAAGUUGAUGCAGCAGUAUUUUCUGAUUUUGUGUGUGUAUGUUGUAUAUGAAAGGAAGAUUUGUACACUUCUUGCAAAAUAUGACUUCUUUUGCGACAUAUUGAGCAGAGCAGUGAAAGUAUUGUUUGCUUUUAAAUGUCUGCAUUUUUGUAAUGCUUUGAAAGAACAUUGUUAGAAUAAAGUUUUAUGAAAUGUU